This is a messenger RNA of Melanotaenia boesemani (Boeseman's rainbowfish), 1390 nucleotides long. It is a transcript of the gene slc30a2, whose product is annotated as solute carrier family 30 member 2. The transcript has 8 exons. NCBI's taxonomy places the organism in Eukaryota, Metazoa, Chordata, Actinopteri, Atheriniformes, Melanotaeniidae. Bases 1 to 1203 code for a protein of 400 amino acids. Gene Ontology annotation, biological process: zinc ion transmembrane transport; response to zinc ion. Gene Ontology annotation, molecular function: zinc ion transmembrane transporter activity. Gene Ontology annotation, cellular component: plasma membrane. The record is from RefSeq and is a predicted model, not a curated record.
AUGGAUAAUAACGCAGAAAAUUCGGAGAAAUCUCAUCUGAUUGACGAGAGGAAUGCGAAGAUGUAUUCCCUAAAAUUACAAAGGUCCUUUCCAGAUUCCAAAGAGCAGUACCCAGACUUCCCUUUUAAGAAUGGAAGCACGCCCGGUGCCAUUGAGCUGAGACGGCGCGUCGGCACACACUGCCACGGCCCCAAAGCUUUGGUAUGCGAGGAGAGUGGAGACAAGUUGCUGGCAAAGAAGAAACUUUACAUCGCUUCAGCAGUCUGCCUUGUCUUCAUGAUAGGAGAGGUCAUAGGAGGCUACCUGGCUCACAGUCUGGCCAUCAUGACUGAUGCGGCCCACCUUCUGACAGACUUUGGCAGUAUGAUGGUGAGCCUGUUCUCCCUCUGGAUCUCAUCCAGACCACCCACCAAAACCAUGAACUUUGGCUGGCACAGAUCAGAGAUCCUUGGAGCAUUCAUCUCCGUCAUGUCCAUCUGGAUUGUUACAGGAGUUCUGCUCUAUUUAGCCAUCGAGAGGAUUGUACGCAAUGACUAUGAGAUUGAGGGCCAUGUAAUGUUAAUCACCUCUGGAUGUGCUGUCAUUGUAAAUAUCAUCAUGGCUUACAUCCUCCAUCACUCCACCACCCUCCACCCUCAUGGCAGUGGCUAUCACCAGAUUGACGAGGACGGUCAGAGCCCUGUCAGCCAUGGCCACGCUCAUACGUUCUUGGGCAGCCAUGGCAACACAAGCGUCCGUGCCGCCUUCAUCCACGUGGUCGGAGACCUGCUGCAGAGCAUUGGCGUCAUGGUGGCAGCGACAAUCAUCUACUUUCGGCCUGAGUACAAAGUUGCAGAUCCCAUCUGUACGUUCCUGUUUUCUGUCUUUGUCCUCUGCACCACCAUCACCAUCCUCAGAGAUGUCUUCAGGAUACUCAUGGAAGGGUCUCCUAAAGGAAUCGAGUUUAACUCUGUGAAAGAGGUGCUGCUGUCUGCAAAAGCUGUGAAGUCUGUGCACUGUCUGCACCUGUGGGCUUUGACUCUGGGCCAGGCAUUAAUCUCUGUUCACCUGGCCAUAGAGGAGGGUGCCGAUCCUCAGUCGGUGCUGCAGGAGGCCACAGACCUGCUCCACACCAAGUUUGGUUUCUACAGCAUCACCAUCCAGGUGGAGAGCUACACUGAUGACAUGAACCACUGCUCCCGCUGCCAGGACCCCCGUGACUGAUACAAAUACUGGACUGGAAGGGCUCAGGCACACAACAUUAUUUCUGGGUUGGCUGGGCCUCUGACAACUGAUCUACCCUCACAAUGAAGCUUCUUUGUCACGGAGGAGAACUGGUUUUUGGUGUACUGUCAUGUUGGCCAUGAAGUCAAAAGAAAUUAAGAUGUCUAAAUCAUCCACGUGUCAGUAG